Hyposmocoma kahamanoa is the source of this 1927-nucleotide messenger RNA. Its product is annotated as T-cell immunomodulatory protein. NCBI's taxonomy places the organism in Eukaryota, Metazoa, Arthropoda, Insecta, Lepidoptera, Cosmopterigidae. The record is from RefSeq and is a predicted model, not a curated record. Gene Ontology annotation, cellular component: plasma membrane. The coding region runs from base 59 to 1831 and encodes 590 amino acids. The transcript has 2 exons.
UAUUUAACAUUACAAAAACGAUGAUCUAUUGUUAAAGUGGUACAGCAACCUAUCCAAAAUGUUGUUAAAAUUAAUUUUCAACUUUAUUACCUUGCGCGCUUUGUGUUGUUUAGGUUUGAGUGACAUGACUGAGAGUUCGUUUGGUCCUCACAAGGAAGGCGUAUUGGCUGCUUUUGGAGACUUUAACUCUGAUGAAUUGACAGAUGCCUUUCUUAUUAUAAAUUCAUCGACUAUUGAAGUUUUUCUAGCUUACGAUAAGGAACCGUUUUUAAGACCUUCUGGGUAUGCUUGCAACUUUACCAAUACAGCCAUAACAAGCAUUGUACCAGGUGAUUACGAUGGCGAUGCGUACAUGGACAUACUAUUAACUACGCAAACACAGAGUAAUGAGACAACCAACCUUCACGAUGUCAGAAUACUGUGGGGUGGUAUGCCCACCUUGAACUGCUCUGAUGCACAGAUGAUCAAAGCAACAUCAGUUGGCCAACCUUUAGUGAUCGACUACAAUCGCGAUAUGGUCCUGGACUUGUUUGGCAUAAACACACACAACCAAAGGGUGUACUGGGUUUUUGAUAGAACUAGAAGCACUCCAAAGGAAAUAUUAAUGGAUGAAGGAAUUAUGAAACAGAUAAAACUGCCACAUUCACAUUCAUUUUUAGAUGUCAAUGAUGAUAAUGCUGCAGAUUUAAUGCUAACUACCACAGUUGAUGUAGAAAUUUGGUAUAGUAAUAAGCCAGGCGGUUUUACUCUGAAUCGCAAUAUUGAUUUGUUGGUUGGUCAUCAAGCAAUAUAUGGGCAGGCACUUUUCCUAGACGUAGCUUUGUCUGGAGACUUCUUUUUGGUAAUUCCUCUUUGUUAUGACAUGGAGUGUUUUAACAGCACUAUUUUGAUUUAUGACAAUCAACAGUGGCAUGAUUUGCAAGUCGAUUUCAAUGAUGGUAAAGGAACACUUUGGAGGUUCACCCCUCCAAAGGACGAGGUCUAUCUGGACACUAUCACAAUGAGAAGUGGUGACUUUAACAUGGAUGGGUACCCCGACAUUCUCAUGACUUUAAGUCCUAUAAAUAACAAUAAUGAAACACGGGUUUUCCUCCUCCAUAAUGUGGCUUGUGAGGCACCUGAAUGUAAAUUCCACAGAACAUUUCAAGUACAAUGGGAACAAUUCAACUCAUUUGGGAACAAUGUUGUUAUGGCUACAUUCUAUGACUUCUACAUGGAUGGUGUUUUAGACAUAAUAUAUGUGAAGAAAAAUAGUACCACAAAAAAGUAUACAAUGCAUGCAUAUAAAAAUGAACUUGAGUAUGAUACAAACUUCAUGAAGGUUAUUGUUGUUACUGGAUUGACUAAUGAGAGGAUUCCAGUUAUUAAUGGUACUUUUUAUAAACGUAAAGUAACAUUUGGUACAAAUUUACCUGGACCUAAAAUAGGUUACAACACAUGGUCACAAGAAGGCACAUACAGAACAGGAGCUUGUGCUCAACUCUCUCAAUCUGCAUACUUUGCUUUGCAAUUACCUUAUUCAAUAUUUGGUUUAGAUAGGACACCUAAUUUUGUUGAUACUUUGAAUGUUGGUGUUUCUGGUUAUUCUAAAAGUUGGACUCAGAUAAUUCCUAAUUCACAAAUUGUUGUUGUGCCUUCACCACCUGAUGAUUCAUCACAGUGGCGAGCACAGUUGUUUGUGACUCCAAGCAAAGUUAUUCUUAAGAGCGUAUUUGUAUUAACUGCCGUCAUAGUACUAAUUACUGGAUGUGUUCUUUAUUUGCACUGGAAGGAAAGAAAUGACCGACAAGAUAUUGUUGAGAUUGAUGACAAGACAUAUGUGAAACUCUAAUCAUAAAUCCAUUUAGUUUACUGCUGUGAUAUGCUAGCUUGGUAAUUCCAUAAUUGUAUAUUAUGUAUAGUUUAUGUAAGAUAAAAUUAUGUAAGA